AUGGCUGAUUCUCAAGACACCAAGGCAGCUGUUCUAUCUGCUCUCGCAGACUUCUUCAACAUCUCGUCCCAAAACCCCAAAGACGCCCGCAACCACCUUCUCGAGACCUCUUACGUCAUACAGUCCACCUCAGACACUAUCGAACAGACGACGCUAGGAGAGUUGUUCCUCAACGACAAAAAGCAAAAGGGUCAUCUUGAAUGGGCCAUAGACGAACCUCAAGAACUCUUCAUUCACGAGAAGCUCGCUGCGGUCUGGACUGGUUGGUCCAUCCGUGCCGACGAUGGUACUAUCAUCAGCCAUAAGAAGGGCAUCCUCGGAUUAGCUUACACCGAAGGACGGUGGAAGAUAUCAGGUCUCGCUUCGACUGAGCGCUCCCUCGAUACACCACACCCAGAAGAUGAAGCAGCUCUCACCCAAGAAAUCAUGAAGCCCAUCAACGCUCUUCUAGACGACUUCUCCCAUCCAGACUGGGACGUUCUCAAACAAUGGUUUCUUCCCAACGCUGGAGUUACUCUCUACAGACCACCCGCUGAGCCAGCGCCUAUGACUAUGAAGCAGUCCAUCGUUCGUCUACAGGGUAUGAUCAAGAGUGGCAUCACUAUUCAAGAGAAGUUACAUGAUAUUCAGGUCCGAAAACACGGAGAUAUUGCGUUGGUUUGGGCGCCCUUUGUGGUUGAGAUAAAUGGGGCACCUAAACAUGAUGGCGUGAAUGCGUUUACGCUGUUGAAAAGGGAGGGGAGGUGGGUGUUUAGUGGAUGUCAGGACUAUGGCGUUGCUCUUCAGUGA
Fusarium subglutinans is the source of this 789-nucleotide messenger RNA. RefSeq lists its product as uncharacterized. NCBI's taxonomy places the organism in Eukaryota, Fungi, Ascomycota, Sordariomycetes, Hypocreales, Nectriaceae. The coding region runs from base 1 to 789 and encodes 262 amino acids. The transcript has a single exon. The record is from RefSeq and is a predicted model, not a curated record.